GCUGCGCGCCAUCCGUAAGUGGACUUGCCUUCGUCCUGUUUGUUCUAAUUGCAUGAUUGAGACACCGUCACGGUCGCAAUCGCUAGCAUGUCUGCCUUUACACCUGCUACCGCCUUUCAGAAUGUACAUCCCAACACCUCCACACAAGUUUCCGGCGAAGAGCGCAGCUCUGCAAUUGAUUUCGUCAACCGCCUCAACUACUUGUUCGAAGAGUUUGACACUGCAAAGAUGCUUAGUUGCUUCCUCCCCGACGCCGUCACUCAUCACUUCCACGGCACGAUCCACGGACAUGCAGAGUUGGAGAUUUUCUUCAGAGACGAAUAUCCUCCCGCUGUUCCUGGAGUCAGUCGGCAUGCAACCAACCACAUAGUUGAUCGGGAUGAGGAAACAGGCGGCGUCAUAGUACGGUACCAUAAUCAACUGGUGCGCUACGCAUGGCCAGAUGAUGCAAACAACAUCGCCUCCAGCACAUCGACCGUCACAGAAGGCAAGGACGGACUACCAGGCCUUUGGGUAUGGUCACCUAUGAUUGAUCGACUGAAACAAACGGAGGAUGGCUGGAAGAUUUACGGAAGAGUGAUUGGAGGGUCGAUAAUCAAUAAGAAGUUAAGUCUUGAAACCAAGUAGGACAACAGAGAAAUUAGCUCCAAAUUAUAGGAUUUGGUCUUCAGAUGUUGGUUUUAGUCCCAUGACCGUCAUAGUUAUCCGAAUCUUGGUGCUUCGGCAAAUGCUCCCCUGCUACCACCUGCCGCCUCUGCACGUUCGUGAAACUGUGUCUUGCCCUUCCUAUAACACAGAAACGCACCCUCGGAGACUUUCAGGGAACAAGGUUGUGGCCAAACUUAGCCCUUCUGCAAGUGUAGUCAACUGUUUCCGUAUUGUCUAAUGUUGAGACCCAGAUACUACGUUUCCACGGCUCUGUCUUCAUAUAAUCCUCAUUUCAUCCUGCGUCAUCAAGUCUCGGGCCACUUGUGAAACAGACAGACAGUAUAUCUUGUCUACUGUGCCAUAGCUGGGUGGUAGUGGCGGAGUUGAGCGUCCACGCCAAUCCUCUUAGCAACUUAGAUG
Boeremia exigua is the source of this 1068-nucleotide messenger RNA. RefSeq lists its product as uncharacterized. The coding region runs from base 88 to 627 and encodes 179 amino acids. Lineage: Eukaryota; Fungi; Ascomycota; Dothideomycetes; Pleosporales; Didymellaceae. The record is from RefSeq and is a predicted model, not a curated record. The transcript has a single exon.